AUGGAUUCUUUAUCUCAUAUAAUAGAUCCAGAUGGGGAAGUGACCAUAGUAUUACGCAAUGCAAGCAGUCCCUUCGCACAAGUAGAUGAAAACUCAUUUGCUCUUCUCACCUUCAACACCUUUCCAUUGUUGUUUGGCAACGUCCGAAGCUCCCAGGCGGCGCUGGGAAGAUCGGGGCUUUAUUUUAGCCAGCUAGAGUCGAGUGUCGCGAAACGGAGCGGGGGGAAUAAAAAUAAAAAGAAGAAGAAGGAAAAGAAAAGAGAGGUCCCUGCUGAACAUUCCCUCUCAGAUGAGCCCGCUCCUGCUGCUGAUGAUGAGCCCGCUGCUGCUGAUGAGCCCGCUGCUGCUGAUGAUGAGCCCGCUGCUGAAAAACUUCCUGCCAGCGAGUUCACUGAGAAGGAGGCUGCACUCGAGGAACAAUUCGAUUCAUUCCCGGCUGACAGCUGCUUCCGUAUUCAGGUCUCUGCGAAGCAUUUGAUGUUCGCCUCCCCGUUUUUCAAAAGACUACUGACUGGAGGCUGGAGGGAAAGUGUUACUUACUCCCAGAAGGGUAAAGUUGAGAUCACCGCAGAGAGCUGGGAUAUUGAAGCUCUCAUGAUAAUACUUCGGGCUAUUCACGGCCAAUUCAACCACAUUCCUAAGAAGCUGAAUCUGGAGAUGCUGGUGCAAGUUGCCGUCAUAGCAGACUACUAUGAAUGCCGGGAUGUUUUGUGUCUUCUGAUAGAUAUGUGGAUUGACAAAGUGGAGGAGAUUACCCCAAAAUCUUCUAGGAAUUUGAUUUUAUGGAUAUGGAUCGCCUGGUUUUUCCAACUUCCUACCCAAUUCAAAAGAUCGACUUCUAUUGCUAUGUCACAGAGCAAUGGCUGGAUUGAUAGUUUCGGGCUCCCAAUCCCGAGAUAUGUCAUAGACGCGUUAAAUGAAUGUCGAGAGAAGGCUAUCCAAGAUUUGAUUGUCCUCCUUAGUGAAACACGUGACGGAUUUUUACUUGGCACUCGGGGCUGUCGUUAUGAAUGUCGCUCAAUCAUGUAUGGGGCUCUAACUAUGCAGAUGCAAUCGAGUGAUCUGCUUUUGCUGACAUCAGAGGCUCCAUUCCCGGGGUUGAAUUACACAUCUUUUGUGCAGAGCGUCAUGGCAUUCACAUCGCCAGCAUGGUAUGAUUCAUCCUUUCGAUAUUCGACCUAUGGAACCAACUAUACGCACCGCUGCCCUAACGCCUCCUGUGCAUCUAUAUUUCAGAAUCUGAAUGAAACUGUGGAAGGACUAGAACUGAACCAGUUCACUAGUUCAUGA
Messenger RNA from Penicillium nucicola, 1290 nucleotides. RefSeq names its product BTB/POZ domain-containing protein. The record is from RefSeq and is a predicted model, not a curated record. The coding region runs from base 1 to 1290 and encodes 429 amino acids. The transcript is spliced from 2 exons. NCBI's taxonomy places the organism in Eukaryota, Fungi, Ascomycota, Eurotiomycetes, Eurotiales, Aspergillaceae.